GCUCAGUUGAUCGGGAAAGGUUUCGCGGUGCGGAAUCGCGUACCCUGAAGAGUAGCCGAUUCUAGAUUAGAUUUUCUAUGUCAAAGUGGAAGAUUUACAGAUCACUCGUACUCUCGUGAGUAGGAAAAUUGAUAAUUGAUCGUUCAUCAUUUUGGGAGUGGGACAUUUUAAGUUUUCUGAGUGGUAGGACGAACAUCCUCAGAGGUGCCAGGAGUUCCAGUUCCUCGUCUCCGAAUGUUUUCUCCUCGGUGACCCAUCGCCGAGAAAUUCCACGCAUUCGAAGGAAGGUUCUUCAGGUUCUUCAACAGGAAUGCGUGGUCCUCUUCUAGUCGCGACAGUGGUCGUGGCGACGGUGUUCGCCACUCGAAAAAUCCAUGAUAACGUUCCUCGAUCCUCCAGGAAGUCCAAAAGACAGGAAGGUGCGGUGAGACUCGUCGACGGGAGGGCCGACCACGAAGGAAACGUGGAGAUCCUCCACGAGGGCAAGUGGGGCUGUGUCUGCGACGACGAGUGGGAUGAUCCUGAAGCGAACGUAGUUUGUGGACAACUGGGAUUCCCUGCUGCGGAAGAGGCCACCGUUGACGGUCGCUUCGGCAGGGCGAGAAGGCGAUUUUGGAUGGACAAUGUGCAGUGUCAAGGCAAUGAAUCGGAACUUAGGUGUUGUCGCUUCGACGGCUGGGGAGCGAAUGACUGCCGCAGCGGAGAAGCCGCUGGUGUCGUAUGCGCUCUGCAUCGGAAUCCGGAAAAUCGGCUUGAAGAAAUGAUUGAUAACGAAGGUCGAUCCUUGAAGAAGGUGAAGAUUGGCACGGCUCGGAGGAAGAAAGUGCCGAUAAGAUUGGCAGGGGGUCGGGCUUCCACUGAGGGAAGGGUGGAGAUGAAGCUCGGGAAAGGAGACUGGGGCGUCGUUUGUGGAGACGGAUGGUCGCUUUUAGAAGCUGCCGUUGUUUGCCGACAAUUGGGACUAGGCUUUGCUUCGGAUGCUGUCAGGACCAGUCAUUUUGGGGGACAAAAGAUCCCUCUUAUCAUCAGCGGAGUGAGAUGCGAAGGUGGCGAAACCAACAUCUCCGAAUGUCUACGGGAUGCUCAAUUUACUUGUCCCGGAGGUGGGGAAAACAUCGCCGGGGUUAUCUGCGUUUCCAGGAUGGCGGAUCUUGCAAUCGACCAUCUCGAGCUUACCAGAACUGCGUAUCUUGAAGAUAGACAACUCUAUUGGCUUCAGUGUGCCAUGGAGGAAAAUUGCGUAGCCUCGAGGGCUUAUGAAAUUCAGAAAUCCUCGGCGGAUUGGCAUAUGGAGACCAGAAGACUUUUGCGGUUCACCGCCAGAAUCAUCAACGUGGGAACGGCCGAUUUUCGACCAUUCGUGCCGAAACAUUUGUGGCAGUGGCACGCAUGUCACAUGCACUAUCACUCGAUGGAGGUGUUCGCCACCUUUGAUAUCAUGAACUCGAACGGAACAAAAGUGGCCGAGGGUCACAAAGCUUCUUUUUGUUUAGAAGACAACCAAUGCAUGCCGGGAGUUCAACCAAGGUACAAAUGUGCGAAUUAUGGCGAUCAGGGGAUCUCGGUAAAUUGCAGCGACAUAUACAAACACAAUAUCGAUUGUCAAUGGGUGGAUAUUACGGAAUUAGACCCAGGCCAAUAUACAUUUAAAGUCGCUGUGAAUCCUGAAUUCAAAGUCGGCGAAAUGUCCUUCGACAACAAUGCUGCUCUUUGUCGAUUGUUGUACACGGAAACCUUUGCUACUGUACACAGUUGCACGACCCAGCGACCGUGAAUGCAAAUUUAAAAAAAUAAAUUGAAAUUAUCUAGCAGUGAA
Molecule: messenger RNA, 1816 nt
Organism: Orussus abietinus
Lineage: Eukaryota; Metazoa; Arthropoda; Insecta; Hymenoptera; Orussidae
Product: lysyl oxidase homolog 3A
Exons: 9
Coding region: 311-1774 (487 amino acids)
Biological process (GO): peptidyl-lysine oxidation
Cellular component (GO): membrane
Molecular function (GO): protein-lysine 6-oxidase activity; copper ion binding
Source: RefSeq, a predicted model, not a curated record